Aspergillus campestris IBT 28561 is the source of this 999-nucleotide messenger RNA. Its product is annotated as inositol monophosphatase family protein. NCBI's taxonomy places the organism in Eukaryota, Fungi, Ascomycota, Eurotiomycetes, Eurotiales, Aspergillaceae. The record is from RefSeq and is a predicted model, not a curated record. The transcript is spliced from 6 exons. Bases 1 to 999 code for a protein of 332 amino acids. Gene Ontology annotation, molecular function: inositol monophosphate 1-phosphatase activity. Gene Ontology annotation, biological process: inositol metabolic process; signal transduction; phosphatidylinositol phosphate biosynthetic process.
AUGGCCGUGACCGAGUUCUCCCAAGAUCAGCUAGAUGAGAUCUACACCUUCGCGGUCGAUCUAGGCCGCAAAGCCGGCGAGAUGCUGCUGGCCAGUGUCGAGAGACGAAUUGGAGACGGCGACAACCAGUUCGAGGAAAAGGACAGUUCAGUCGACAUUGUGACUCAGACAGACGAAGAUGUGGAGUCUUUCAUCAAGACUGCGAUCCAUGAUAAAUAUCCUGCGCACAAAUUCCUAGGAGAAGAAACAUACGCCAAAAGCCAGUCGCGCGAAUACCUCAUCGACGAGCAUCCAACAUGGUGCGUCGACCCAUUAGACGGAACAGUCAACUUCACCCACCUCUUCCCCAUGUUCUGCGUCUCCAUAGCCUUCAUCGUCAACCACCGCCCCCUAAUCGGCGUAAUCUACUCCCCCUUCCAAGACCAGCUCUUCUCAUCCUGCGCCAACCGCGGCGCCUGGCUCAACGAAAAGCGCCGCCUCCCUCUCAUCCGCAAUCCGUCCAUCCCGCCCUUACCAUCCAACGCCCCCAGGCAAUGCAUCUUUUCCUGCGAGUGGGGCAAAGACCGCCGCGACGUUCCCGACGGAAACAUGCACCGCAAGGUUGAGAGUUUCAUGAACAUGGCUACUGAGGCUGGUGGGCGUGAUGGCAAGGGUGGCAUGGUGCAUGGCGUGCGGAGCCUCGGUAGCGCGACGUUGGAUUUGGCGUAUACUGCUAUGGGGUCGUUUGAUAUUUGGUGGGAGGGGGGGUGUUGGGAGUGGGAUGUUGCGGCGGGUAUUGCUAUUUUGCUUGAAGCGGGUGGGCUUGUCACUACGGCUAACCCUCCUGAGGAUCCGAUGACGGCUCCGAUUGAGAAUUUCAGGUUGGGGAGUCGGCUGUAUCUGGCUAUUCGACCGGCUGGUCCGUCGUCGACAGAGACAGGGCGACAGUCGCAGGAGAGAACGGUGCGGGAGGUAUGGCGUCGGGUGCGUGAGCUCGAGUACACGCGGCCUGGGGCGUGA